Molecule: messenger RNA, 4719 nt
Organism: Chanos chanos (milkfish)
Lineage: Eukaryota; Metazoa; Chordata; Actinopteri; Gonorynchiformes; Chanidae
Gene: mast3b
Product: microtubule associated serine/threonine kinase 3b
Exons: 27
Coding region: 113-4501 (1462 amino acids)
Biological process (GO): intracellular signal transduction; peptidyl-serine phosphorylation
Molecular function (GO): magnesium ion binding; protein serine/threonine kinase activity; protein binding
Source: RefSeq, a predicted model, not a curated record
ACGCUUCAGUCAACAUAAAAGGAUUAGCUCACCAAAGUGCUAGCCGAGCUAGCAUUGGAGGGAUAAGUUGCAGGUUGUCACACAAAAGACCAACUUCAUUUAGAGUACAACCAUGUCUGAUCCGAGUUGCUGGACUGCUGUGAGCAGUAACAAGUCUCGUUUUACGACUGGUGCAAUGCUGAAACGAUCAAAAAGUUGCCGUAGCAGCAACAGGAAAAGCCUCGGUGUUGGAACUCCGUCUCCAACUUUAUCCCGACCCCUGUCCCCUCUUUCUGUACACACAGCUGCGAGUAGCCCCUUGGACAGCCCUAGAAAUGUGUCGGCCAGUUCUUCUCUCAACUUCCCCUUUGCUCGCAGAGCGGAGGGGAGGAGAUGGUCCCUGGCCUCUUUGCCUUCGUCUGGUUACGGCACCAACCCGCCUAGCUCCACCGUCUCUUCUUCCAACUCGUCUCAGGAGCGACUGCACCAGCUCCCCUUCCAGCCCACUCAGGACGAACUGCACUUCCUCUUCAAACACUUCCGCAGCUCCGAGAGCGUGACGGACGAGGAUGGACGACCCUCGCCGUGUGUCCGGCCGCGCUCCCGCAGCCUCAGCCCUGGACGGACAAGUGGAUCGUUUGACAACGAGAUCAUAAUGAUGAACCAUGUUUAUAAAGAGAGAUUUCCCAAGGCCACAGCUCAGAUGGAGGAGAGGCUGUUGGACAUUGUGACGCACUGUUCUCCCGACAGCACGCUGCCUCUGAGCGACGGAGUCCUGGGUUUCAUCCACCACCAGCUGGUGGAGCUAGCCAGAGACUGCCUCGACAAGUCCCAGAAAGGCCUCAUCACCUCCCGCUACUUUCUGGAGCUUCAGGAGAAACUGGAGAAGCUGCUGCAUGAGGCUUUUGAGAGAUCUGAGAGUGAAGAGGUGACGGUCAUAACCCAACUCGUGAGGAAGAUUCUCAUCAUCAUCUCAAGGCCCGCCAGGCUCCUGGAGUGUCUGGAGUUUGACCCAGAGGAAUUCUACCACCUCCUAGAGGCCGCGGAGGGUCACGCCAAGGUAGGCCAGGGCAUCAAAACAGACAUUCCCCGUUACAUCAUCAGCCAGCUGGGCCUGAACCGGGACCCUCUCAACGAGAUGGUCCAGUUAGAAGAACACUACGAUUCUGGCCCUACACUAACAGUGGAGUCUGAGGACCAGUCAGAGCAGCAGAACAGAGCCUUGCUCACGCCACCACGGAGGAAACCGCUGGAGAGUGACUUCGAGACCAUUAAACUCAUCAGCAACGGGGCCUAUGGAGCGGUGUACCUGGUCAGGCAUAAAGAGACCCGUCAGCGCUUCGCCAUGAAGAAGAUCAACCGUCAGAACCUGAUCCUGAGGAACCAGAUCCAGCAGGUGUUUGUGGAGAGGGACAUUCUCACCUUCGCCGAAAACCCGUUCGUUGUCAGCAUGUUCUGCUCGUUUGAGACCCGACGCCACCUCUGCAUGGUCAUGGAGUAUGUGGAAGGAGGAGACUGUGCUAACCUGUUGAAGAACAUGGGUCCACUGCCCGUGGAUAUGGCCCGAAUGUACUUUGCCGAGACCGUCCUGGCUUUGGAAUAUCUCCAUAACUACGGCAUCGUCCAUAGAGACCUCAAACCAGACAACCUCUUAAUCACCUCCAUGGGCCACAUUAAGCUGACUGACUUCGGUCUGUCUAAAAUCGGCCUGAUGAACAUGACCACCAACCUGUACGAGGGCCAUGCGGAGAAGGACACCAGGGAGUUUAUCGACAAACAGGUGUGCGGCACGCCCGAGUACAUCGCCCCCGAGGUGAUUCUGCGACAGGGCUACGGGAAACCCGUGGACUGGUGGGCCAUGGGAAUCAUCCUGUACGAGUUCCUGGUGGGAUGCGUGCCGUUUUUCGGGGACACGCCCGAAGAGCUGUUCGGACAGGUGGUCAGUGACGAGAUCGUGUGGCCGGAGGGGGACGACGCCCUGCCCGUCGACGCCCAGGACCUGAUAACACGUCUGCUGAGACAGAGCCCACUGGAGCGACUGGGGACAGGUGGAGCAGGGGAGGUGAAGCAGCACAGUUUCUUCAGCCGACUGGACUGGAACAGCCUCCUGAGGCAGAAAGCCGAGUUCAUCCCCCAGCUGGAGGCGGAGGACGACACCAGUUACUUCGACACUCGUUCGGAUCGUUACCAUCAUCUCGGCUCCGAUGAAGAUGACGAAACUAACGACGAUGAGUCUUCCCUGGAAAUCCGACAGUUUUCCUCUUGGUCAAACCGCUUCAGCAAGGUGUAUAGCAGUUCUGAGUACCUGGCCACGCCCUCCAAUCUGAGCUUCUCCUCAGAUCGCAGCCACAGCGAGGAGAAGGAGGAGCCAGGAGACGGAGGGGGGGAGGGGCCAAGCGGCUACUCCCCUGCGGCGAUUCGUCGUCAGAGCAGCACGGGCGCCGUUGACAGGAGACACUCCGGACAGAGAGCAAGCCUGCGUGGUCGUACAGCUUCCAGUUCAUCCCAGUCUGAACGCAGCGCCAGUCCGCUGGUCAUCUCCAGCACACACAGCCUGGAAACCAUGCCACGUUUCACACUGUCUACUGACGAUGAGGCUGAAGUGGUGGUCUCCAACUUGCACCGAAUCCGACUGCGUAGCAACAGCACGGGAGCCAAACACUCGUCGCCUAGGGAACAUGGGGGAUCUCGUCGCUUUGGCAACCAGCUGGAGACUCCUGACAAACAGCGGCUCUCCUCCGGUGGCAAAGUGCCCAAGUCAGCAUCCGUCUCUGCGCUCUCUCUCAUCAUCACCGCAGAUGACGGCGCCCUGCAGGCCAGCCCCAUCUCCCCUCAUUCCCUGUCGUCCAACCCGUCGUCGAGGGACUCCUCUCCGAGUCGGGACCUGUCUCUGUCCGUGAGCAGUCUACGCCCCCCCAUCAUCAUCCACAGCUCAGGGAAGAAGUACGGCUUCACGCUGCAGGCCAUCCGCGUGUACCUGGGCGACACUGACGUCUACACCGUACAUCACGUCGUCUCUAGUGUGGAGGAGGGAAGCCCUGCCCACGAGGCGGGGCUAAGAGCCGGUGACCUCAUCACUCACGUUAAUGGAGAAUCUGUGCAGGGCCUGGUUCACAUGGAGAUGAUGGAGUUGCUGCUGAAGAGCGGGAACAAGGUGGCGCUACAGACCACGCCUCUGGAGAACACGUCCAUUAAGGUGGGCCCGGCGCGGAAGAGCAGCUGUAAGGGGAAGAUGGCACGCCGCAGUAAGAAGGCCAGGAGGAGGGAGAACCAGGACCGGCGGAGGAGUGUGUUGAAGAAGCUGUCGAAGCAGAGUACAGUGAUGCAGAGCACGGUCCUGCACAGCAGUCGCAGUUUCUCCUCUGGCCUCCAUCACUCUGUGUCCUCCAGUGAGAGUUUACCUGGCUCCCCCACACACAGCCUCUCACCUGGGCCUUCCACACCCUGCUGCAGCCCCGCGCCGGACCAGCCCACAGAUUCUGCCUCUCCUCAGAGCACCUCCCCAUGUACCAGUUCUCCCAGUUCACCAGCCACACACAUCCGGCCCAGCUCGCUGCACGGACUGGGGCCCAAACUGGGCAGCCAGCGUUUUGCUAAAGUGGGCCGUCGUAAAUCCACCAGCAGCAUUCCGCCCUCUCCUUUAGCCUGCACCUCCUCCGCCCAGCCCCUCUCUCCUCAGCGCUCCCCCUCUCCGCUCCCCAGCAUCGCCAAAACGCUCCACUCCUUCCACGGCAAAACCCUGUCCCCCCCCACCAUCGUACGCCACGUGGUUCGCCCCCGCAGCGCCGAUCCCCCCCGCUCCCCGCUCCUCAAGCGCGUGCAGUCGGCGGAGAAACUUUCCGGAAGCCUCCACGGAGAGAAGAAGAGCUACACCCCCCGCAGACACACGCUGGAGGUGCCUCACUGCGAGGUGGAGGUGGUGGUGGGGGAGAGCGAGGGGGAGGAGCCGGGCCGGGUGGGCGGGUACCUGGGCGCCCAGCGCGUCCGCGACUGGCCGAGCGAGAGGGCGGAGCAGAUCGUGGUGAUGCGGAAGCUGAACCUGUCGGAGCGACGCGACUCCUUUAAGAAGCAGGAGGCGGUGCAGGAGGUCAGCUUCGACGAGCCGGACGAAAAGGCCGCGCCGGGUCCUGCCGCCGCUCCCGUGACCUCCACGACGACCUCUGCCAUGACCUCAGGUUGGGGGUCACAGCAAGCAGGUUGGGGGUCACAGCAAGGAGGCUCGGGAGAGGAGUCCGUGGUUCGCCGUUGCCCCCUCGUACCCCAAAUUGCUGUGCAGGGGUCGGAGAGCGAGGAAAUGGAUGACUGGGAGCCCUGUUCUGACGAUGAAGAUGAGGAAGAAGAGCAGGAAGGUCAUCAGGAAGAUCCGCCCACAGGGACGCCCAGGAAGGAGGAGACUCGGGCUGAAAAGGACUCCAGCAGGACAGAGAAAGGCGGGGCUGACUCACACGGGCCCACUGCUCAUUGGUCAGUCUCCAACCAAUCAGCAAGUUCCAGUCCAGUCAAAGGGACAAAAGACAAAUAAAAAAAAAAAAGAAAAAGAAAAACACAGGCAUUUUACACAGGUUAUUGUUUUGGCCUAAUGAUGUAGUUGAUCAUAUCGUUAAUGCAGCCAGCUCAACUUGUACGGUGGACAAAGCAUCCUUAUUGGUCAGUAUCCAAACUGAGACUCAGUGGAAAUGUAGGUUUUUUUUUGUGUGUGUGUGUUUAUGUGUAAAUAUGAGAAAUGAAGGGAAACGUGAU